GAACUGUUUCGUCCACGGGGCAGCCAUAAGCGCUUGUGCUCAUGCAGGGCGCUGGGAGCAGGCUGUGCAGCUUCUGGCCGAUCUGCGGGAAGACCGGUUGGAUGCAAAUAUCAUUCUCGUCGGUGCGGCAAUCAGCGCUUGUUCUCAUGCCGGGUGCUGGGAGCAGGCCGUGCAGCUUUUGGCCGGUCUGGGGGAAGACGGGCUGGAUGCAAACAUCAUUCUCGUCAGCACUGCGGUCAGCGCCUGCGAGAAAGGCGGGGCCUGGCAGACCGCUCUGCAAUUACUCGGGGACCUCACUCACAGCCGCAUCGAUUCUGAUGUUAUCAUCAUAAACGCUGCAAUCAGUGCCUGUGAGAAGGGCGAGCAGUGGACUCAGGCCCUGUCGCUCCUGGCUGGCCUGCACACGGUUCAACUUGAAACAGAUGUGAUCUCCUACAAUGCUGCAAUCAGUGCUUGUGGGAGAUGUGAGAAAUGGUUUUUGGCUGUCGGGCUACUGCGCGACCUUCGGGAAUGUCGUCUGCAGGCAAGCACCAUCACCUGCAACGCCGUCAUCAGUGCUUGUGGGCAAAGCCAGGAAUGGCAGCGGGCGAUGAACUUCUUGCAGGAGGUGAAGGAGCAGCGGUUGGAAGCCAGCACUGUGACAAUGAGUGCUGCCAUCUCUGCUUGCGAAGCAGGUGGACAGUGGAGGAUUGCUUUGCAGCUUCUCGAAGAUAUAACCAGCUCCAGGCUAGAAGCCAACAUCGUCGCUUACAACGCAGCCGUGAGCGCUUGUGGCAUAGCUGGGCAGUGGGAACAAUCCUUGGCUUUUCUCGACCUCCUUCCACAGCGCUCCCUGCAGCCAGAUAUCUACACCUACUCGGCCGCCAUCAGUGCCUUUGGUGAUGGCGAGCACUGGGAUCCACAAUGGGAGCAGGCCCUUCAUCUCUUCGACGAGUUGUCAGAACUCAAGCUGCUUCCCAACAUCGUCACCUUCGGCGCGACCGUGACAGCCUGCGAGAAAGGUGGCCAAUGGCAAGCUGCACUUUGCUUGCUGGAGGACGUGUGGGUGCAAGCAGACAUCGAAGAAUUCAUAUGA
Molecule: messenger RNA, 1075 nt
Organism: Symbiodinium sp. CCMP2456
Lineage: Eukaryota; Dinophyceae; Suessiales; Symbiodiniaceae
Source: the annotation of a GenBank genome assembly